Drosophila grimshawi is the source of this 680-nucleotide messenger RNA. RefSeq lists its product as uncharacterized. The transcript has a single exon. The record is from RefSeq and is a predicted model, not a curated record. Lineage: Eukaryota; Metazoa; Arthropoda; Insecta; Diptera; Drosophilidae. The coding region runs from base 37 to 579 and encodes 180 amino acids.
CAAAAAUUUGAAACGAAUUUUGAACGAUAUUUAGAUAUGGGCGCCGGCAACAGCAAGCCGCAUACCGUGCAAAUGUCGAAUACAUCCGUAUUUCAGAUAAGCCGGGAUGUAUUGGAGCGUGUCGAGAAUGCAACAAAUCGAAAGAAAUCUGCCGCUGCCGCUGCCGUGCCCACUCUCCCUCCAGCUACCUGUGAGAAUUGCAGCCCAAUUGACGUCCAGCAUGCACCAUGCAAAACACAACCGUGCAAGCAUCACCAAAUGGACAUUGCAGCAACCUGGUCACGUCGUUCAAUAGAAAUGGAGGAGUUGCAAUUUAGCAAGAUGGUAGCCCAUGUGCACAGCCUGUUUGGCCAGCCCGUAAAAUGGGCAACGGCCAAUGAGUGCACGGCCGAUAUUGGUCUGAUGGAGCAACAACUAAUUGCCUGUUAUCGCCAAUGUGGCGGUGAGUCGCUGAAUUGCGCCCAAUUGGCCAAACAGUAUCACACUUUUGUAUUUAGUAAGCAAGUGAACUCGGCUGUUGAUAUCAAGUCCGUUGAUGGUCAGGACAAGACGCAUAGUGAAAGUCCUCAACUGAACUGACUGAUCUUUAUCCUUGUCUGCGGGUGUUAACAAUCAAAUUAUUUAAUAUUAAUUUAUUCCUUUCACAAUGCAAUUUUAAAUAUACAUAUAACGGAAAUGCA